ACUAUUAUUGUUGUGUAGUGUAUGGAGGUGCAUAUGACCUCAAGGUCAUGCGCAAAAUGGUCUUAAACGAGCACGUGUUAGUGCAUUUACUGUGUUCUUUUGUCUCACUAGGUUUCACAGCCGAACUAAAAGCCGUAACUCUCGAAGAAGCAGUAAACUUAGAUCUUUCUCAGCAUGUGGAAGGGUCAAGCACAGCUCUGUUGUUCAUAAUCCCUGAUCGAUGUCACGAAUGUCAUAUGUACAGGAAAUUAAUGGGUGAGAUUGCUUCAGAUAAUCUGUACAGUGGUGAUAUUUUCCAUCUUAAUCACUCGGUUGUCCCUUGGAUUAACAAGCUCUCUGCUCCAUCCAUUCUGUUUUUGAAUGCUAAGAGAAAGACUCCUUAUUUCGGUCCACUUCAUCGCACCCAUCUCAUUAAUGCUAUGCAUCAGUUCACCACGGGUGUUCAAGCUGCUCGACUGGAUGAUUCUAAUUUUGAACAUGACACUCAGGCGUCUACAGGCUCAACAACCGGAAGUUGGCUUGUUGUUUUCGACGAAAGUACUUCAGAGACUUUGCAGAUAUAUGAUGGAUUAGCGCUAACCCUGCGUGCAAAAUUUGUAAAUUUAGGAGUCCUUGAUCCGAAACAUUCGACAAAUACAGCUAAACGUUUCAAUAUUAACAUUCCAUCUGAUUUCACUGAUGAUAGUUCUAGCAUUUCACUGAUUCUAUUGAAAGGUUCUGCCAUGUACCGAUACUCUAAAAGGGUAUAUCGAAUGGAUUAUGAAAAUAUUAUCCAAUUUGCACUUACUGACUACGCAACUCAUACAAGAAAUCCGAUUCCACGUCCUCAUAUGAUAUUUGAUGAAAUAAUUGAGACUCUAGUUGGAUUCACCUUGAAAUUACAAAAUGAAUUUGGGAAACCAGUUAUCCUAAUGCUUGGAAUAAUAGCACUGUUUAGCUUUCUAGUAUUGAUUAGUUUGAUACUAGUGAUAGGAUUUUGGUUCGCUGGAUCUUUUGAACACGAUUAUGAAGAGCGUGUCUCAAUGACAACAAUAGCACCUUAUGAAGCUGAUGAUAACAACAAACCGAAGCUUGUUAAGAAAUCAAAGAAUGAAUGAUGCACAAUUGUUUCUAUUUUACCGUAUUGGCAAAAGACUGCUGUAUCACACACGUAUUCCGUUAAACUGUGAAUUCUUCCAACUAAUCAAAACCUCACUCUUAUAAAAAUUCAUAUACACCGCGUAAAACGUUGACGAAUUUUCUGUUGCCGCAAAAUGGUCAUGAUUUUUAAAUGCACAUUUUGUCUGAUGUUCAACACACAUAUAAUUUUGCGAAACAUA
Heterobilharzia americana is the source of this 1319-nucleotide messenger RNA. The record is from the annotation of a GenBank genome assembly. NCBI's taxonomy places the organism in Eukaryota, Metazoa, Platyhelminthes, Trematoda, Strigeidida, Schistosomatidae.